UCCUGGAGGUUGGGGCGGAUUUGUUGCGGAUAGCUGGGAGUGCGCUGCUCCCCUCGGAGCGUGUUCGCUCAACCUGCAGCUGGCCGGAGCAGAGCGCAUAAAGAGCGGGGGUUCGGGGGAGGACGAGGAGAAGGAUGGGGGAGGUCCUGUCUUCUCUCUUACAACCGGACCUCUAUCAGAGAUUAGUCUUCAAUGUUAUUUUUGCUCUCGGAAGCGGCAGAGGAGGAGCAUCCUUACAAGAAAGUCGGUGCUUGUGUGUGGCCAUGCUGGAGCGGAGAAGUGAUGCUGCUGAGUUUAGUUAUUAGGUUGCUCCUCCGGGGCGAUGUUGCCUCUGCUGCUGCUGCUGACCCCGCAGCUGACUUAGAUUGCUGUGAGUGAUAUCAAAGUUUUUCGGGGUUAUUAUUAUUAUUAUUUUUUUUUUACUCGCUUGAAAUAUUCCAGCUGAGUCUCUGUCUGCAGAUUUGUCCCCUUUUUUCUUUUUUAAACCUACCCGUUACUUCAAUGACUGAAGACUCCCAGGGAUCUGGAUCCAGACGAGUGUGGAGAUGAACUUUGAAAAUUUCCUGCUUGUGAUUAUUUCAAUCGUCACCAUCACUUCAGGGUCCCGAGCACGAUUUGAGGACAGUGCUCCUCGGAUAGUGGAGGACCCUUCCGACUUGAUCGUCUCCAAGGGGGAGCCCGCCACCCUCAACUGCAAGGCGGAGGGCCGGCCCACGCCCGGCAUAGAGUGGUACAAAGACGGCGAGCGCGUGGAGACCGACAGGGAUGACCCGCGCUCCCACCGCAUGCUCCUGCCCAGCGGCUCCCUCUUCUUUCUGCGCAUCGUUCACGGACGCAGGAGCAAACCGGACGAGGGCGUCUACACCUGCGUGGCCCGCAACCCGCUGGGAGAGGCCAUCAGUCGCAACGCAACGCUGGAGGUCGCUGUCCUGAGAGAUGAUUUCCGGCAGGCCCCGAGCGACGUGGUGGUGGCCGCCGGAGAGCCCGCGGUGUUGGAGUGCGUGCCCCCACGGGGUCACCCCGAACCCUCCGUCUUCUGGAAACGCAACAACGCCCGCGUCAGCAGCAAAGACGACCGCAUCACGAUGCGAGGGGGCAAGCUGAUGAUCUCCCCCACCAGGAAGAGCGACGCCGGCAUGUAUGUGUGUGUGGGAACCAACAUGGUGGGAGAGAGGGACAGCGAUCCUGCCGAGCUGGUCGUUUACGAACGUCCGGUGUUGGUACGGCGCCCGGUAAACCAGGUGGUCAUGGAGGAAGAGACUGUGGACUUCCUGUGUGAGGUCCACGGCGAUCCUGCUCCCACCGUGCGAUGGCGGCGAGAGGAAGGGGAGCUUCCUCGUGGGAGGUUUGAAAUCCGCAACGGCAACAACCUGCGUUUGUUCCGCGUGAAGGAGCAGGAUGAAGGGACGUACACCUGCACAUCUGAGAACAGCGUGGGCAAGACGGAAGCCUCGGCCAUGCUGCAGGUCCACGUGCCUCCUCAGAUUACUGCAAAGCCCAGAGACCAGAUUGCCGCCCAAGGGAGGAGCGUGACCUUCCUAUGUGGCACCACAGGAAACCCUCCACCUGCCAUCUUCUGGCAGAAAGAGGGCAGCCAGAUGCUGCUGUUUCCCGGUCAGCCACCGUCGCAGUCCGGUCGGUACUCCGUUUCCAUGAGCGGAGAGCUGAUCAUCGCGGACGUCCACCCCGAGGACUCGGGCUUCUACGUCUGCCAGGCCAUCAGCGUGGCAGGAAGUGUGCUGACCAAGGCUCUGCUGGAGGUGGAAGGAGGGCCUUCGGGUCGUAUCCCACCGAUCAUCCGGCAGGGCCCGGCCAACCAGACCGUGUCCCGGGGGGCCAUGGCACAGCUGCACUGCCGCUUAGUUGGAGGCACCUCAGUCAAGAUCUCAUGGGAGAAAGAUGGAGAGAGGCUGCAGGGAAAUAAACCCCGAGUGACCUUGAUGGAGAACGGCACGCUGCAAAUUGCAGAUCUAAAGGACACCGACUCUGGGUUGUACACGUGCGUCGCGUCCAGUCCCACGGGGGAAUCCAGCUGGAGCGGGAUGUUGACUGUCAGAGAGGAAGGCGCCUCUUCGGGAUCCAGAGCGUCUGAGUUCAUCCAGCUUCCGGGACCGCCGCAGAAACCCGUGGUUACCGAGGUGACCAAAAGCACCGUCACUCUGACGUGGCAGUCCAAUCCUCAUGAAGGCGGAGAUGCUGUCACCUCCUACGUCGUCGAGGCCUUUAGCCAGUCGGUGGGCAGCACCUGGCAAACCGUUGCGGACCACGUGAAGCACGAGAGGCACACGGUCGUUGGACUUUUCCCAAACACGGUUUACCUGUUUAUAGUCCGAGCCGUCAACUCCUACGGCCUCAGUGACCCCAGUCCGAUCUCUGAGCCGGUCCGGACUCAGGAUGGGAGUCCAACAGAGCAGGGCGUGGACCACAGGCAAGUUCAGAGAGAGCUGGGGGAGGUUUCCAUCUACCUGCAGAAGCCCGUGGUUCUUUCUCCCACCACUGCCAGGAUUUCUUGGACUGUCGCCCGUCAGUCCCGGUACAUCCAGGGUUACCGCGUGUUUUACCGGAUUGUCGGGGGCUCCUGGCUGGUCCGAGAUGUGGAGGCGACAUCCGACUACAGCGCGGUGUUAGCAGAUCUCCAGAGCAAGAAGGAGUAUGAAGUCAAGAUACGGCCCUACUUCAAUGAGCUACAGGGCCACGACAGUCUCAUGGUUCUGGUCCGGACCCCUGACGAGGCCUUAAGUGGCCCUCCGCAGGCUGUUUCAGUGGUGCAGCUCACCAAUAGCUCAAGUAUCAGUGUCUCCUGGGAGCCACCGCCUCAUAACGUUCAGACUGGCAUCAUCCUAGAGUACAAGGUCUGGUGUUUGUCCGGCGACGCGGAGAGUCAGAUAAACCGAACGGUGGACGGUUCCGUUCUGUCCAUCCUGCUGACGGGUCUGCUCCCUGACGUCCAGUACACGGUGGCGGUGGCUGCUGUCACCAGUCUGGGUGUGGGCGCUCUGAGUCUGCCUGUCAGCCUGCUUGUCGCUCAACAACCGGUGGAGGUUCUGAAGAAAGGCGGCGAGCUCAGCUUGGCGGAGCAAAUCGCCAGCGUUAUCCGCCAGCCGGCCUUCAUCGCGGGGCUUGGCGUGGCCGCCUGGCUGGUUCUGAUGGGCUCCGGCGGACUGCUGUACUGCCGGCACCGCAGGAGGAAGCAGCUGGGCCACUACACCACAUCCUUCGCGUACACGCCAGCAGUUGGCUUUGCUCACAGUGAAGGAUCUGGAAUCAUCAAUGGAGGGCCUGGCUUGUUGGGGUCAAAUAUGGGCAAUUACCCCUGGCUGGCGGACUCCUGGCCCACUCCGAACCUCACUCACAGCAAAGACUUCGUCAACUGCUGCUCUGGAAAACUGGACUCAGAAAGAUAUUAUAACUCCGUCGGGAUCAUCAACUACCCCAGUCAGACGGAGAAGCGCAGCACGGCGUCCAACGACAGUCCCAUUUACAGCACCAUCAACACGGCGGCCGAGGACGACCUGCUGUCUUACUACGACACCUACUCUAGCGUGCCCUUCAACCAGGGUCCAGACCCCUACAGCAGCAACCCAGUGCUGUCCAGUGCUGGGAUUCUGGGUCUGGAGCAGGACCUGGACCGCUGGACCAUCCAGUCUGGCCAGUCGGGGUCAGAAUAUGCCAAACUCCAGUACACCAAGAAAAGCAACGACAAACUGGCUUCGCAGGCAUCUGCAGGAUCCCUGUCCAGGCCGGCUCCUCUCACCUGGGUGGACGUUUUAUCACUUCCUCUUCCGCCCAACAGGGGCAGAGAUCAUCCAAAACCAGACAAAGAAGAGGCGCAGCACAGCUUCGAGGAGGAAGAUGAUGACUGGUGUCCUCCGCUGCCGGCCAGAACCUACCUGAUGGACUCUUACAGGGAGGACGGGUCAGACCUGCCGUCCAGGCCAGAGGAAGUAACGCCUUCCCCUCAGCAUGACGCCCCGCAGCCCGGCGACAGCCCCCACGUCCAGCACUUUGACCUGUUGGUGCGCCACCAGCAGAGCCAGGUGUCCCAGUCCAACCCCGAUCUCUUCACCAACACCAAGGCGCUGGAAGCCAGUGAUCUGUACAACCACAGCAGCCAGUGGGCGGAUAAUUUCAGGGGAGAAAGCCUCGGCAAAGGACGAUCUCUCGCUGCGGCCGCCGAGUCGAGCCCGACAGCUGCGGCGCAAAAACCCAGGAGUAAGAAGAGAGCGCCGAGGGACGGACAGAGCCGGAGAGAGAGGCACGGAGACGCGGCAGAGCUCCCCCCACCGCCGGCCCCUCCCGCCGCAGACGGCUCCCUGCAGCUCUUUGUGGACGUUUCGAGUCGCAGACAAACAGGCAGCGAAACAAGAGAGGGAAGCGAUUGGCCCGCUCUCCUGAAGCGAGGAGACGAUUCCUCACCCCAGGGGGGGGGACUUGCAAAGUGGUUAUCACAAGAUGAGAAUGUAAUCCCACACGGACAGCCAAACGUCCUGUCCAAGGUCCAGACGUCGGGCUACGGGUCCCUGGGGGGACGGGCGUUUCCUCGGCCCGCCGCCGCUGCUCAGAGGAGAGAUGAGAAUCUCAUAUAGACAGCCGCCGAUUACACCGUGUGACAUUCUCCUCUCUUUUCCUCCCCGACUUCCUGUCUCCGCGAACCAUCAAUGUGUUGCCAUGGCAUCCCGCGAAAAGCUGAAGACAAAAGGAAAAGCGUCAAGGCUUGCCAUCUGCCUUUUCACAAACUAUUAGCAUUUUCUUUUUAUUUUACUUUAAGUAUCUUCCUUUUUCUUCUUCUUCUUCUUCUUGCGUGUGAUUUCUCUCACCCCCGCUUUGUGUACAAAGACUUCCUCUGUCAUUUUUUUAAGAGAAGAGGUGAUCAGAUAUAUUGCUAAGAAAAGGAACGUAUGGCAUUUUUAGGCUAAAGGGAAUGAAAUGGAAGUAUUGCGUUGUUGUACAGCAGAUUAAUGAAUGUAUCUUUUGUUUACUCCUGACCGUCAAACUAUGAUGCUGCGGGGUUUUUUUGUGUGUGUGUUUUUUUCUUCGUUUUUUGUUUUGUUUUCGCUUUUGAUGAACGACGGGAGCGGGGGAGAGGGACAUGAAGCUAGAUCUCAUGACGUCGGUGUGGGUGUGUGUCAGUGUUUUUAAUUUCACCUUCCCGUGUGGCUGUGUAACCGUGUUAGAUCACCAGUGUGUUCAUUUUUAAAUCUGACAGAAAGAAAUAAAAGGCUUUGUUACAUAAAGGUUCCCCUUGUGAAAUCUACUAACUGUGACAGGAGAAUAGCAGUUGUGUUGGUAGUAGUGGGACGCUGUGGAUGACAACGCCAGCCUGGAUUUUCCAGUCAGCUGGUGCGCCGCCAGUGAAACGCUUCCGUGAGAUUUGGAACAGAACACGAUUCAAAAGUGCUCCGAAAAGCUAAAACUUUUUGAGCUUUAGGACAGAUCUGACUGUUUUUUUUUUUAAUUAUUUUUAUUAUUGGAAAGAUUUAAGGGAAGAUCUUUAAGAUGACCAGCUUUCCUGACUACAGCUGUAGAAACCUGUGAGGUAGUUUUCUAAUUGGUAGAAAUGUAUUUUGCAUUUGUUGAUGCAGCAGAACUCCACUGGUAAAAAAAAAACGAACUUAUCUUCUGCCAUCUUUAAGCUCCGAAUCCUAUUGGACAAGGAUCGGUCAGACAGACCAAUCAGAAAAGACCUGGAGUUCCGAGAAGAACCGAGUUUUCUACCUACAUUAUGUCAUCUCUGAUUUUUGAAAAGUUCAUUUAUGUUAUUGAUUUUGGUUAAAAAGGGAAAUUCCUACAAUAUAUGUAUAUUUUUUAUACAAACGGUGGAAUGUUUACGUUGGUCAUAUCUGGUUAUUUCAAUGUAAAUGGCUGUUGUGGUUUGUUAGAAGAUGUUAAUAUAACAUAUGACCAUUAAAAGAUUUUCAUAUAGGAAUGUUAUAUCGUGACCUGACCUGACAUGACCUGAAGAUUCCGGGUUGAACAGAUGUUGACCACAAGCGAGGUAAGUGACAGGGUUAUUUUUGAAGAGAUGGGGUGGUCACCUUUCUAAAAUAAUGAGCCAAUCAUUUUUUUGCUAAAAGUUGUUUUUCGGGUUGUUGUUGUUUUUUUCUCCCCAAAAUCACUGUUGGCAAAAAACGACUUAUCCAUUAAUUAUUUCAGCAAGGUGACAAUAAGCGAGCAUUUUACGUGAAAGUUCGGUGGAAGGAAAAAGUGUGGUUGAAAAUAGUGCACAAGCAACGGAAGCAGAGUCCAUUCAAGAGUCUUGUGGAAUGACCUGCACAAUUUGAUAUUGAAGAGGGGCCCCCCGCCGGGGGACUUGUGUUUUCUGAUCCAUGUCUGUUUCAGGUCCUGGGGUCUGUGACUCCUCACACCCAAUAUCAAAAACUUGCAUGGAGAAACUCCACCUACACACACAGACUAGUUUGCAUUUGCUUUCUGUUGACUUCCAUUCAUUUAUGUAGCUGUAUUUAUGCCUAACCCAGACAUUUUUCCUCGUCUUUGCUUGUCUAUUCCCAACUCUAACCUUAACCAAAACUUAAUUCACACCACACUUCUAAACCUGACUAGAACAGAAGAAGCGCAACAAAAAAAAAAAAAAAAAGAAAAUCAGGACCAGGAGAAAAUAAACAUGGCGCAAGUGAUCCUGUGUGUCUGGUAUAAAAGUACACCCCUACACACACACAUGCACCCCUGCAACCCUCCACAGGUGUUUAUGCUUACACUCUAUCUUGGGCGUCGGUUGCCACUGAAUACAUCAUGUAUUAGUAGCGUGAUGCUUUUCAGCCACGCUGUUAUAAAAGCAUCUGUUUCUCACUGGUUACUGUGUCUUUUUUUUUUCUCUUUUUGCUAAACUUCCCUAACUAAACUUCUAAAGUGUUCUCUUGUAUUCCCUUCAUCCUCUUUUCUCCCCUGUUUUCUUAUUUUCAUCCUUCCCUUUUAGCUGUCUGCCACCUCUCUCUCUCUCUCUCUCUUUCUUUCUUUUUCUCU
Molecule: messenger RNA, 6981 nt
Organism: Xiphophorus hellerii (green swordtail)
Lineage: Eukaryota; Metazoa; Chordata; Actinopteri; Cyprinodontiformes; Poeciliidae
Product: roundabout homolog 2
Exons: 26
Coding region: 546-4586 (1346 amino acids)
Biological process (GO): cell adhesion
Cellular component (GO): membrane
Molecular function (GO): protein binding
Source: RefSeq, a predicted model, not a curated record